AUGGCUGUAUCAAAUGCCCUCGCCAACGGCGUUCUUCCAACAAGCUAUUCUGUGGAUGAAUUCGCGGUACGCGACAUCAGAGAGUUGGUCAUGGAUUGCUGUCGUCAAAAUGGCGGCGGCCAUAGAGGUUCAGCCAUUGGCAUGGCACCUUUAGCUGUCGCGCUCUGGCGACACACCCUACGAUACAAUCCACAAAAUCCUUUCUGGUUUGACCGGGACCUCUUUGUCCUGCCAAAUUGGCAUGUAGGAUUUAAGGAUGGAAAAUGGAAGACUACUCUAUGCCACCGGCAUCCCGAGAUUGAAGUUCCAGGAGCGGAGGCGACCACAGGCCCGUUGGGUCAAGGAAUCGCCAACGCAGUUGGACUUGCAAUCGCAUCCAAGAAUUUUGCCGCCAGGUACAACAAGGACAACUUCACCAUAACGAGUUCCUGUAUGUAUUUCAGCGCGGGAGACAGUUGUUUACAACAAGGAGUCGCCCGAGAAGCUCUCGCCAUUGCCGGCCACCUAAAACUCGACAAUCUUUGCCUCUGUUACGACAAUAAUGCGAUUACCUGCGACGGACCGCUGGACUGGACGGCGAGCGAAAACACGAACUCCAAGUUGAGAGCUCUCGGAUGGGAUGUGAUCGAUGUUUUUACAGGUGACACAUCAGUCGACGAUGUUGUCGCGACAUUGCAGCUGGCAAAGUUGAUGAAAGGGAAGCCAGCUUUUCUCAAUAUUCGAACCACGAUAGGGUAUCAGACUGCCGCCGCUGGUACGGCAAAGGCUCAUCACGGAACGUUUACUAACAAGGAUCUUCUCCAUUACUCCGCUGGCAGCAAAGUUAAGGAGCUCUUCGACAAGAAGAAUUACGAAGGCGCUAUGAAAGAGGAACAUUGGAAAGCCACACUUCAGGACUACAUUAGCACUUUCCCAGAAGAGGGUGCGGAGCCGGUCAAGAUACUCAAGGUCAUCCAAAUAGCCACACAUGACACCGUCAAUUCUCCGUACCGAGCCAUGCCCAACGUCCUUUUCAUUCGUCCCGCUGACGGAGAGGAAGUCAUUGGAGCCUGGCUGAUAGCUUUGUCUCAGAAGAAUCGCCCGUCGAUGAUUUCGAUGGCCGAGACCCUGCCACUGUCCAAAUCCACCAGACUAACCGAACUACAAUUCGCCGUCCAGGCCGGUUCCAAGUUGACAUCGGACGGCAUCAUUACCCGUGUGGUCAGCCUGCCAUGCAUCCUCCUCUUUAGUGAACAAAGCGAUGAGUACAAAGACUCGGUCUUGUCGGACACUCCAUGUGCCAUCUCUGUCGAAGCAUACGUCUCCACCAUCUGGGCACGGUACUGUAACGCUUCGAUUUCGUUGGACUCGUUCGGGUUCUCCGGUGCCGGAUGGGCCAACUAUGGCCGCUUUGGCCUUGACACCGAAGGAGUUUACCGAGAGGUUACCAACACAAUCAGGACUUGUGAGCGGUACAUCAUCGAGACGAACUAUGAAUAA
Messenger RNA from Cladophialophora bantiana CBS 173.52, 1479 nucleotides. RefSeq lists its product as uncharacterized. Gene Ontology annotation, molecular function: transketolase activity. The transcript has 6 exons. Gene Ontology annotation, biological process: pentose-phosphate shunt. Bases 1 to 1479 code for a protein of 492 amino acids. The record is from RefSeq and is a predicted model, not a curated record. NCBI's taxonomy places the organism in Eukaryota, Fungi, Ascomycota, Eurotiomycetes, Chaetothyriales, Herpotrichiellaceae. Gene Ontology annotation, cellular component: cytosol.